This is a messenger RNA of Durusdinium trenchii, 2022 nucleotides long. Lineage: Eukaryota; Dinophyceae; Suessiales; Symbiodiniaceae. The record is from the annotation of a GenBank genome assembly.
AUGCCGGGGCGCCUGGCGCUACUUGCGCUUUGCUGGCCUUGCUUAGUCAUGGGCAUCGCUCCGAAUUUCCCCGUGGCAGACGUGGAGACGCACAGCGUCGUUCUAAAGAGCGCGAAGAUGUCACUGCAGAAGGGUCGGGUCCGAGCCCGGCCUGCACAGGGUUGGGACUUGGGACUUGGGGCCCGGGCCCGGCAUGGCGUGGCAGCUGUAGUGGUGAGUUCAGCUCUCUUUGAGAAACUUGAAGUUGGAAGUGGGCAUUGCGGCCUUGCUUCUGAGAACAUUGACCCGACUCAAGCAAAUGAAAGGGAGGUGUUGUUCUUUCGGCGCUUAGCGCUUGAUUGGCAUGGGGUUCACAAGGCUGCAAGAGAUGCAGUGGCAUGGGGGAGCUUCACAGACGUCAUCGACAAGACCGGCUGGGCUGUGCUAGACAUUCACACGGCCCCUUCGGCCAACGGCGACACUCAGAGCUACGCCGCAGGAUUUCUCGAAGGAGCUUUGACACACAAGAGGAUCACACAACACUUGCAGAAUAUGUGGGGCGUGGAUUUCAAAGGAUAUGCUGCAGGCACGGUGCCGGAGAAGAUUCGGGACUUCGUGAGUGCAAACAUGGACUGGAUGGUCAGCAAGGCAGAUGGGCUUCGUGGCAGAUGGGCCUGUGAUUCGAGUGAUUCGGAAGGGACGUCGGAGGACUUUCCCCAACCGCCUCCGGUGGAGUUGGGGAUGGUCCUCCUACAGCGCUAUUGGCAGACCAUCGGUUACCUGUUGGCGCAGCUUCAUGGCUUGGCGGAUGGAUAUGAGGCGGCGCGCGAUGCCGAUGGCAGCUUGGCCGAACCGGAUGCCUUUGGAAUGAGUGAGGACAUGCUGAUGCUUGUCAUGGUGGAUACUGACAUGGAUGACGUCGUUACAGCCGUGGUGGCCGAGGGUCACUUCAUCAACCAGCAUUUUUUGCAUCGGCGUCACCAGCGGCGUCAUCGGAUGUUUGACCCCUUUCCCGAGUACUUCGAUGUGUCUGGACGGCGACACCAUGGGCAUUGCAGCGCCUUGGUCCAGGUGGCACCGGACCUAACGGAUCUUUGGGUGGCCCAUGCCACCUGGGACGAAUAUCGAGGAAUGCUCCGCAUCAUCAAAUAUUUCGACAUGCCCUUGCCCGGCGUGAAGGUGCAGCGGUUAGCCUUCACAGCGGAUCCAGGAGGUCUUUACAGCGCUGACGACUUCUACGUACUGGAUUCCAAAUUGGUGGUCAUGGAGACCACCAUCGAUAACUACAACCGAUCCUUGUGGUCCCAGAUCAAGCCGGAGAGCGUGAUGACCUGGGCGCGGGCGAUGGUGGCCAACCGCCAAGCCACCAGUGGAGACGAGUGGACGGAACACCAGGUGCGGCAUAGCAGUGGAACAUGCAACAACCAGUGGAUGGUCGUUGACUACAAGCGAUUUGAACCAGGAAAGCCCCUGAAAGAUGGAGUGCUGUGGAUUUCCGAGACGAUGCCCGGACACUCGCAGCGGGGCGACGUGACCCAUGUGUUGCAGAAGCGGAUGUCGUGGCCAAGCUACAACAUCCCCUACUUCGAAGAUAUUUGGAAAGUUGGUGGUUACGAAGCGAUGCAGAAGAAGACCCACCACCCAGACGAUUUCAGCUUUGACAAGUGCCCCCGUGCACUGAUGUUCGAACGCGCCCGACAGGAAGGCGCAGGCUCCUCGCUAUCUUCCCUUAUGGCUCUCAUCCGAUACAAUCGUAUCGAUGAUCCAUUGGCGAGGGGUGAUGCUUGCAACGGAAUCAGUGCAAGAUGUGACCUCAAUCCUCACAAACAUGUGAGCUACGACUGCUUCGGCGCCAUCGAUGCGAAGAUCGCCCGGUGGCGGAACUUCUCCGAGGAUUUGUCCUUCUUGGCCGUGCUCCGGUUGGGAGAAGGAACGUCGGUCUCCUCGCCGACCUGGGGUGGCAAUGAACGCCCAUUCUCUUGGAGCGAGGUGAAUCCGGAGGCGCCUCGUGCGCAGACCGCGCAGAAUGUCCGUGGCGGGUGA